AUGGACCCAAAGAAACCAUCAAAGAACAUUCAUGACUCGACUUACCCCAUGGCAACAGGUAUGCCCGUCCAAGUAGAUGCCUAUGGUCGUCCUAUUGUGGAAGCUGUACCUGUUGUGCCUGGUAGUUAUCCUGCUUCCGCCAUUGCCACUCGUAUCGUGCCAAAUAACGCGAAUAUCCGUCGUGAUGCAGAGAAUAAUGCAUUAUGCAACAAAUGUUCAGCACCUUAUCCACUUCCUGCCGGUUGUACCAGUUGGCGAUGUCGCACGUGUGGUGAACUAAAUAAUGCCAGUACAGCUGGCUUUGAAUGCAAUAUUUUGUAA
Messenger RNA from Peronospora belbahrii, 321 nucleotides. Lineage: Eukaryota; Oomycota; Peronosporomycetes; Peronosporales; Peronosporaceae. The record is from the annotation of a GenBank genome assembly.